CGCGUGCGUUGUCUUGCUGUCAAUUAACGGAAUUGAGACUGUCGCCUGUCGUCUAAAAAUACAGCACCCAACCUAACCGGCAGGGAGAUCACCGGUGUCAAUAUCGCGACGCGCCAUGGAUGUCUCGCAGGAGACCGUGGAGCGCAUCCAACGCUUCUCAGAGAGGCGCCAGGAAGCCGAAGAAACCUACAACAAACAAUCCUUGAAUAUCUCCAAUGUGCAAGCAUAUAAUAGUAAACUGGAUGAUACGUUGCGACAGCUCCAAGAUCGAGUCCGGCGCCAUGAGAAAGACCUGCGCAAGCUUCGAGAAGUCAACUCCGUUGAUCUCGCCAAAAUGGAGUCAGAUCCAUGGUCGCGCGUCUCCCAAGUGCGACGAGCAAAGAAGGCCUAUGACUCUCUCCUCAAAUCGGGGACUGAGCUGCCGAAACCGGGGUCUCCCCUUCCAUCUCUCUUGGCCCUCGAAGAGACCAUACGCCUGGUGAGAGAGAGCAGAACGUCCAUCUCAAUGACAGCGGAAAAACUAUCCCUUGAUCGCCAGCGUCUCAAGGUGGAAGAGGCCAAUUUGCGCGACGCGCAGUCCAUCAGAGACGGGCUCCAACGCAGGAUCGAGAAUAUUCGACGGGACGCUUCGCAAAAGCAAGAAAAAUCGCCGUCGCAACUGGCGCGCGAAGUCAUCAGCACCCAGGAAACGAAGAAAGCCGAGAUCGACAAGGCGACAGAUGAUCUGCGGGCCUCCCUCCACAAGUUCGUCGACGAGUCCCUUGCGCCGAUGGUAGCAGCGGAAAACCUGGGGGGGCCAACGGUGGGAGAUGUUUUCAACAUUUCCGAUACCACGUUAAAUGCGGGCUAUACGAGCCACGGCAAACCAAAGAAACCCAAAGCAUUGGACACAGAGGGCCCGAACACCAACCAGCGUCGCAUCGAUGAGCUUCUCAAUCGUCAGUCGGGCCAGAUUGGAAGCCAUCUGUCGAACAGGCGGGAGGCUGCGGCGACGGAGAUCCAUGAGCUCCUGGACGCGUUGCUCGAUGCCGGCUCCUCUUACAUCGACCUGCCGCGUGAAUCGGCCGCGUCUAGAUUCCUUGUACGGGCAAAGGUCGCCCAAUUCCAUCCUCGCGAUGCCCGGAGACUCAGACUAAUUGAUUUUGCGCGCGCCUUGGACGACUGAAUAUAAGUCUGCUAUUACGUUGUGAUAAGAUUAAUCAUGCCAGUGUAAAUUAUGCCACAGGAAACACCUCCAGGCGUAAGACGCCGUGCAGUUCACAUUGAUACUUGGUAUCCCUCCAGGCCACCAUCCUCGAGUGCAGUAGUCCAGUAACGAGUCGACA
This is a messenger RNA of Aspergillus candidus, 1325 nucleotides long. RefSeq lists its product as uncharacterized. The coding region runs from base 116 to 1165 and encodes 349 amino acids. The record is from RefSeq and is a predicted model, not a curated record. NCBI's taxonomy places the organism in Eukaryota, Fungi, Ascomycota, Eurotiomycetes, Eurotiales, Aspergillaceae. The transcript has 2 exons. Gene Ontology annotation, cellular component: nucleus. Gene Ontology annotation, biological process: mitotic sister chromatid segregation; kinetochore assembly.